Lentinula edodes (shiitake mushroom) is the source of this 5661-nucleotide messenger RNA. Its product is annotated as P-loop containing nucleoside triphosphate hydrolase protein. The transcript is spliced from 18 exons. Gene Ontology annotation, biological process: vesicle transport along actin filament; endocytosis; actin filament organization. Bases 1 to 5661 code for a protein of 1886 amino acids. Gene Ontology annotation, molecular function: actin filament binding; ATP binding; microfilament motor activity. The record is from RefSeq and is a predicted model, not a curated record. Gene Ontology annotation, cellular component: plasma membrane; microvillus; myosin complex. NCBI's taxonomy places the organism in Eukaryota, Fungi, Basidiomycota, Agaricomycetes, Agaricales, Omphalotaceae.
AUGACCGACGCUCAAUCACCAACCGCACUUCCAGAUGAACUAACAUACCUUAUUACUGCUUUUCUUCCUUCUGAGCCUUCAGAAAUUCGCUCCAAAUCGUAUAUCAUCCUUUCUGCCUUUUGCCAAGGUGUUCGGCAAGCUCAUCCACCGAAUGGACAAGAGCCCGAUCCCGCGACCGAAGCUCUUGCAAAAAUAUUCUCUCCUCUGGUCGUUCCUCGUUUGGAAGAGACUGACGAAAAUGAUCUCUUGGUCGGAAUAUCAUUCUUGACCGCUUUAUUCCAAGUCGACUGGCAAUCAGCCUCUGCAAUUUUCCGGCAGGAUAUGGUACAGGAUUUGAUCAUGGAUAGCGUUGAGCUCACGCCUUCGGAUGAACUAUCGUUGCACGUCGCGCAUUUGCUCAGUCAGGCUUGUGGAUACAAACCAAGUCGCGCUACGCUAUCCUCGCAGGCAUCUCAAUGGCUGGAAAGUAAAUCGCGCACUACGCAAGCCUCUUUACGCGCGGCUGUAGCGAUCGCGUUGAUCAAAUUGAAGAAAGGCAGCAUCGCAGAUAGCGCGGCUGAAAAUUUCAACGAUGCGUCAUCCACGAAGGGGAAAAACGUAGACGAUGGGCUGGCAGAAGUCAUGAAGAAACUGGUCAUUGAUGGUACUGAAAAGUCAUCCUUGGCAGAUGCUGUAGAAGGUCUCGCAUACCUGAGCACCGAUCCUGCAAUCAAGGAAGAGUUGUCCAAAGAUUCACAAUUUCUUAAACGACUCUUUUCCCUCACACCUAAACGUAAAUCUACUGCCAUAAGCGAAUCAACUUCAACAAUCCUUUAUGGUGUUCUGAUCAUCGUGUCCAAUAUCUGUGCUUACCGUCCUCAGUUAAGCGAAGAACAGAAGCAGAUGGAGAAACUCCGCAAAAUGGCAAAAUCUAGCGGUACUCCCUCCGAUACGUCUGAUUCUUUGAAUGACGAUGGUCGAGUAAAGGAAAGAAUCAAGAGAUUAUUGACCGCAGGUGUUCUAGAUGUUCUUGCCACCGCCUUGCCUUCCACGGACACUUCUGGAAUUAGGAUUGCCAUUGGUAAUGCCCUCCUCGAUAUCAUCACCGACAAAGAUAACAGGGGCAAAGUCUUACAGCACGGGGGUGGUAAACUCCUUGUUCUCCUCAUACGAAAGGCUAUGUCAGAGCUGAAUGGGACAGCAGAAUUAGAUGUGGCUUAUCUGGCACCGAUACAGGCUUUGGCCAAGCUCGCAAUCACGUCGUCGCCUACCGCGGUGUUUGGUCCAAACCAAGGUGCUUUAUAUGAUGCCAUUCGCCCAUUCUCACUGUUACUUCGACAUCCAUCUGCUAAACAGCUGCAACGCUUCGAAGCUCUCAUGGCGUUGACGAAUCUGGCAUCUGCAAGUCCAGAUGUCUCUUCCCGAAUAGCUAAUGCGGAUGGCCUGCUCGAUCACGUCGAACUUCUGUUGUUAGACGACCACCCAAUGGUUCAACGAGCUUCCGUUGAGCUCCUCUGCAACCUAAUUGCUGGAUCCGAUAAGGUUUUUGAUCGAUACAGCGACGCAGAUGGCGCAGGGAAAUCACAGCUGCACAUUAUACUAGCACUGUCGGACGCGGAAGACUUGCAAACGAGACUUGCGGCUUCAGGUGCAUUAGCUACUUUGACAUCUGCACCCAGCGCUUGUAGAGCUCUCUUACAGAUACAACGGGAUCGUCAUCGAGUGUUAUUAAUCUUAACGCUACUAAUUGAUCCUUCUGCUGCUCCUCAGGAUGACCAAUUGGAUAGCGAGGGUCAUCCAGGGCUUGUCCACCGAGGCGUAGCAUCUGUGCACAUAAUGGCCCCAUCCAAGAAGGCGGGCAAGAAAGUCACUCCGACCGCAAAGAAAUCAAGUGGAGGGGCAUCGAAAGGCAAAGUCGCAAAGGCCGACUGGAAAGAGGGAUUCAAGAAGAAGCAAAUAGGCGUCUCCGAUAUGACGCUUCUGUCAACGAUCAGCAACGAAAGUAUCAACGAUAAUCUUUCGAAGAGGUGGAAGGGUGGCGAGAUAUACACCUAUAUUGGACAAGUCUUAAUAUCUGUGAACCCUUUUCGAGAUCUCGGGAUAUAUACUGAAGAGGUACUUGAACGAUACAAAGGAAAGAACAGACUCGAAGUUCCACCUCAUGUAUUUGCCAUCGCUGAAUCUGCCUACUACAAUAUGAACGCGUAUCACGAAAACCAAUGUGUCAUCAUCUCCGGAGAAUCUGGAGCUGGAAAGACGGAAGCUGCGAAGAGAAUCAUGCAAUACGUUGCCGCAGUAUCGGGAGGUCAGGAUAGUAGUAUUCAGGAGAUAAAGGACAUGGUGUUAGCGACCAAUCCUCUACUAGAGAGUUUCGGGUGCGCCAAGACAUUGCGCAAUAACAACUCGAGUCGCCAUGGAAAAUACCUCGAAAUCAUGUUCAAUUCUCAGGGUGAACCUGUAGGCGCGCAGAUCACCAAUUAUCUGCUGGAGAAAGGCCGAGUCGUGGGCCAAGUUGAGAAUGAGAGGAACUUCCACAUAUUCUAUCAGUUCACAAAAGCUGCAAGCAGUGAACAACGAGAGAUGUUUGGUUUGCAAGGCCCUGAAGCGUAUGCGUACACAAGUCUUAGCAAUUGCCUUGAUGUUCAGGACAUUGACGACAACAAAGAUUUUACAGACACCAUCAAUGCCAUGCGAAUCAUUGGUCUCAGUGAUCACGAGCAGAGCGAAAUAUUUCGCAUGCUAGCGACCAUCUUAUGGCUUGGAAACGUUCAAUUUGUUGAAGAUGACAGCGGGAAUUCGACGAUCGCAGAUGCUGGUGUCACUGAUUUUGUCGCAUAUCUCUUGGAGGUGGACUCAGCACUUGUGCAGAAAGUAAUGACCAUACGAGUAAUGGAAACACAGCGCGGUGGUCGCCGUGGUUCUGUUUAUGACGUGCCUUUAAACCCUGCCCAAGCAACCUCCGGAAGGGAUGCACUAGCCAAGGCUAUUUAUAACAAUCUAUUUGAAUGGAUAGUAUCACGAAUCAACGUUUCUAUGAAACCUAGGUCAGCUCAUGCGCAAAUCAUUGGUAUCCUUGAUAUCUUUGGAUUCGAAAUAUUCGAGGACAACUCUUUUGAACAACUUUGCAUCAACUAUGUGAACGAAAAGCUACAACAGAUUUUCAUCGAGUUGACUCUCAAGACAGAGCAGGAGGAAUACGUCCGAGAACAGAUCAAGUGGACACCUAUUAAAUAUUUCAACAACAAGAUUGUCUGCGAUCUAAUCGAGGAGCGACGGCCGCCUGGCAUCUUUGCUGCCUUGAACGACGCGUGUGCUACCGCUCACGCUGAUCCCACCGCUGCUGACAAUAGUUUCAUGCAGCGAUCUGCCGGACUUGCGUCCAAUCCUCAUUUCGAGUCUCGGGGUGCUCAGUUUUUGGUCAAACAUUAUGCUGGAGACGUGAUGUACAAUGUAUCUGGUAUGACAGACAAGAACAAGGAUUCCCUCCUCAAGGAUUUGUUAGAUCUCAUCGCAUCUAGUGGCAACCAGUUUUUACAAACCAUAUUCCCUGACCGACCGGACCCAAAUAGCAAGAAGCGGCCACCUACUGCUGGAGAUAGAAUCAAGGCUUCUGCCGGUGCCCUUGUUGAAAAUCUGAUGAAAGCUCAGCCUUCUUACAUCCGUACUAUUAAACCCAACCAGAAUCGGAGCUCGUCAGAAUACGAUGAGAAAGCGAUUCUGCAUCAAAUCAAGUACCUAGGUCUACAAGAGAACAUUCGCGUUCGUAGAGCAGGUUUCGCUUAUAGAAAUACUUUCGAAAAGAUGAUAGAGAGAUUCUACCUUCUUUCUUCUCGGACCUCCUACGCCGGAGAAUACAUUUGGAACGGUGAUGCGAAGUCAGGAUGUGAAGCAAUCCUGAAGGAUACAGGCAUUGCCAAAGAUGAAUGGCAGAUGGGCACAACCAAGGCGUUCAUCAAAAACCCUGAAACACUUUUUGCUUUGGAAACAAUGCGCGACCGCUACUGGCAUAACAUGGCUGGACGUAUACAACGCGCGUUCCGGAAUUACAUGCGAUACAAACACGAGUGUGCUCGUCGUAUACAGAGAUUUUGGAAGAAUAACAAGGAGUCACUGGUCUAUGCUCAAGUCCGAGAUCAUGGACACCAGGUGCUUGCUGGACGUAAGGAACGUAGACGAUUCAGUCUGUUGAGCUAUAGAAGGUUCAUGGGUGAUUAUCUCGAUGUAAAUGGCAAGAGUGCUUUCGGGGAAGAACUUGCUUCAGGAUGUGGUAUCGGCAAUGAUGAAGUGACCUUUAGUGGCAAAAUUCAACUUCUUGUGUCAAAACUUGGACGCUCCAGCAAACCCAGCCCUCGAUGGAUAGUCGUGACCAAAAAAGCUGUUCAUAUAGCCAUUACCACGGCCAAGGAUGGUUCGACAAUGACCACCCUCGAAAGAAAGAUUCCUCUGGUAACAAUCAAGAGUAUAUCUAUGACGAAUCUAAGAGACGAUUGGAUGGCCUUGAACGUGAAUGCUUCCGAAGAGGGGGAUCCUGUCUUUCAUUGCUAUUUUAAAACCGAGUUGGCUUCCAAUCUAAUCACCUUGACAAAUUCAAGCAUUAGUCUCAUGAUCGGGCCUACCAUCGAAUACGCCAAAAAGAAGGAGAAGCGGGCGCAGAUCAAAGCGGUCAAAGACGAAACCAUACAGAAAGACGACUUAUACAAGAGCCAUACGAUUCAUGUCCAGUCCGGAGAAGCUCCUAAUAGCUUGUCUCGUCCCGCUGCCAAGCGCAAACCCGGUACUGUUCGUCCUAUAACUCAGGGGAAACUUCUACGUCCUGGAGGGCCUACUAAAUCUAAACCCGCAUCAAAGCCGAAACCUGUGGCCCAAAAGCUACCUGGACAAACAACAACCCCCGCGGCGCAGUCGAUUAUGCCCAAGCCAACCCCCGCCUCUACUAAUGGUGUCGCUCGUACGGCCCCAGCGCCAUCUCGUGCUUCCGUGCCCCCUCCGCCUCCGCCUCCCCCCGUCCACCCCGCCGCCGAAUUGUACAAAGCAAAGUAUGCCUUCAAUGGAGAAGAGGGAGAGAUGUCUCUUAAAAAGGAUGAUAUUGUAGAAGUCAUAAGUAAGGAAGGAGAUAAUGGCUGGUGGCUUGUCAAGAAGGACGGUGUGGAGGGUUGGGCUCCAACCAAUUAUCUGGAACUAGUCCCUCCAGCUGCUCCUCCAGCUGCCCCAAAGCCGCCACCACACAGAACCAAACCUGCUCCUGCUGCUCCAGUGGCUGCCAAACCGCCCGUUGCCACAGCGAAGACCGUUGCCCAUUCAUUAACUGCAAAUGCUUCUGCAAAACCUGUUUCUGUAUUUCCUGGCAUGGUUCCCGCAAAUGGAUCUACUGCGCCUUGGAAGAAAACAUCCGCUAUCACACCAGAUGACUCGCCUGCUUCUUCAAGACCAUCGAGCGUGAUCGGUCAUAAACCUCCGCCUCCUUCUGUAGCUAGUAAACCCAAACCUCCUGCUCCACCAGUCGGAGUUAAACCGUCCCCCAAUAUUCCUGGAAAACCGCCAAUACCGAGCGCACCUCGCCCAUCUGUCGGCGGUGCCCCAAAGACUGCUAAUAACUCUAAGCCUCCUGCUGCUCUAGGUGGUCAGAUGGAUCUAGCUGCUGCGUUGGCGAAACGGGCACAGAGGAUUGCUCAAGACGAAUGA